GGACUUUUACAAAGUAUUUUCUUGGACGCCCUUUUUCACCACAUCAGCUUCCAUAUUGGCGGGGCCAAGAUGAUGACUUGGCAAUCUGCUUGUGUUUCAUUUCUAUCCUCUGAAUCUCUCUCUCCUUUCUUGAAAACAAGAUUGGUGGCCGUUAAUUUACUUCCAUCCAAACGCACCAUCUUGGCAGGAAACACAGAUAACGUUUUUGAUUUUUGAAAGGAGCAAUUAUGGGUUUGAGCUGGAAAAAAGAUUCAUAGAGAAAGGAGUAAAAGCAUUCAAUCUGGGCAACUAUUUCCAGUUUCACCCAAUUCGAGGUCCAGUUCCAUGGCCUCUCUGCCUUCAACCGUAGUUGGCAACACAUUCAGACUCGACCCUGAGUUGAAACGUCAAAACCCACCUUCAAUUUCAUUUGAUAAGAAAAAUUAUAGCAACAAUACCCAGUUGGAGAAAGGUUUGGAUCCCUUGAAUUUGGAAUUAAGUGAGGCGAUUGCCCUUGUGAAAGAAGGGAAUGUGAAAUUUGAUUCGGCUGCUUAUAUUUCAUUAUUGCAAGAAUGCAUUGAUAGGAAUUCUGUUUCUGAAGCAAAAAUGAUUCAUGCUCAUAUUCUUAAAACUGGCGGGCAAGAGGAUAAGUUCCUAAUGACAUCUCUUGUUAAUGUUUAUGGGAAAUGCGGGGACAUGGACGAUGCUAGGAAGGUUUUCGAUACAUUGCCUAGAAGAAACGUGGUUUCUUGGACGUCAUUGAUGUCGGGUUAUGUUCAGAAUUCGCAGCCGGAGCUUGCCAUUGAAGUUUUUCAGGAGAUGCUGGGGGUUGGGGGUUACCCUACGCAUUAUACGUUAGGGAUUGUGUUGAAUGCUUGUACUUCGUUGGCGGAUAUUGAGUUGGGGAAACAAGUUCAUGGGUUCAUUUUGAAGUAUCAUAUUGCUGAUAAUACGAGUAUUGGUAAUGCCCUUUGUUGUAUAUACUCUAAAUAUGGUACUUUGGAUUCUGUUAUGAGGGCGUUUGAAUGCAUUGAAGAAAAGAAUGUGAUUUCCUGGACAACUGUCAUAUCUGCUUGUGGCGAUCACGGGGACCCUGUGAAGGGGUUGAAUCUUUUCGUUGAGAUGCUUAAUGAGGGUGUGGAGCCAAAUGAGUUCACAUUAACUAGUGUGUUGAGUAUCUGCUGCAUGAUACAAGCUGUGGGAGUUGGAUCACAGAUUCACUCUUUUUGCCUUAAAUAUGGCUAUGGCUUCAAUUUACCUGUCAUGAAUGCAGUUAUGUAUCUAUACUUCAAAAGUGGAUCCAUAAGCAAGGCAAAGCUACUGUUUGAUGGAAUGGAAGACAUCAGCUUGGUUACUUGGAACGCUAUGAUUGCUGGUCAUGCGCAAUUGAUGGAUUAUGCAGAAGAUGGUCUUUCAGCACUACAAAAUGGAAUUCAGGCACUAGAUUUGUUCUCGAGAUUGCAGCGAUCUGGUACGAAACCUGAUUUUUAUACAUUUUCAAGUGUUCUAAGUGUCUGCAGCAAUUUGGCAGCUUUGGAACAAGGAGAGCAGUUUCAUGCUCAAACCAUUAAAACGGGGUUUUUGUCUGAUGUAGUUGUUGGAACUGCUUUAGUUGACAUGUACAGUAAAUGUGGGAGCAUAGAUAAAGCCAGCAAAGCUUUUAUUGAGAUGUCUACCAGGACUAUGAUAUCCUGGACAUCAAUGAUCACUGCUUUUGCACGUCACGGACAAUCACAACGUGCAUUACAGCUUUUUAAGGAUAUGAGGUUCGUUGGAGUUAGGCCAAACAAGAUUACUUUUGUAGGCGUUCUUGCUGCUUGCAGCCAUGCCGGAAUGGUUGAUGAAGCAUUGGCUUACUUCAACAUGAUGAGAAAUGAGUACAAUAUUAAGCCUGUGAUGGAUCACUACGCAUGCCUUAUUGACAUGUUUGUUAGAUUAGGUAGGCUUGAAGAGGCUUUUGAUUUCAUUAAAACAAUGGAGUUUGAGCCCACAGAAGUCAUAUGGUCGAUCCUGAUUGCAGGAUGUAGGAGUCAAGGAAAGUUAGAGUUAGCUUAUUACGCAGCUGAGCAACUGCUGAAGCUAAAUCCAACUGAUUCAGAGACGUGUUUCUUGUUGUUAAACAUGUACCUCUCAGCUGAGAGAUGGAAGGAUGUUUCUAGGGUGCGAAAAAUGAUGAAGGCCGGUAAAGUAGGAAAAGUAACGGACCUGAGUUGGAUAACCAUUAAGGACAAGGUAUAUUCAUUUAAGCCAGAUGAUCAGCACCAAUCGAUUAGCGAUAUUGAAGAGUUGAUGAGAGAUCUGCAGGAGAAAGUAAUUUCUGAAGGAUAUGAAAUGCAAGCCAGUUUGGAUGUGACAAAUUCGGAAGAUCAAGAAACAGCUCUCUCCACAGUUCAUCACAGCGAAAAAUUGGCACUUGCAUUUGGUCUGUUGAAUACGCCGAAUGCAACACCAAUGCGGAUUAACAAGAGCAUUAGCAUGUGUAAGGAUUGCCAUAAUUUUGUUAAAUUUGUGUCACUAUCAACCGGAAGGACGAUCAUAAUUAGAGAUAGUAAAAGGCUGCAUAAAUUUGUUGAUGGAAGGUGUUCUUGUGGGGACUUUAGCGACAGUCUCUUAUAAGUUUCUGUGAAUUAAAUACCAUGAGAUAGGAAAUACUAUCAAUGAAUAGAUUCUUGAUUGACUAUUUGACAUGAAAUAUAUACAUAGCUGACUUGACC
Messenger RNA from Oldenlandia corymbosa var. corymbosa, 2693 nucleotides. Lineage: Eukaryota; Viridiplantae; Streptophyta; Magnoliopsida; Gentianales; Rubiaceae. The record is from the annotation of a GenBank genome assembly.